UGUGUGUGUGCGUGUGUGUGUGUUAGCGUGUGCGUGUGGUUUUCACAAAUGAAAAUCAAUAUUAAUCGUUAACACGUAUCAAUAAAUCACAGUGUAUUCAUCAACAUUUAAUUUUUUUUUUCAUUUCAUUUCAUUUUCUACAUAAUCAUUUUAUAUAUCCAGAAAACAACAACAACAACAAGAAAAAUAAUCAUUAACGCCCAAUCAUCUAAUCGAAUUGAAUAAUGCUGCUACGACACUGUUUCUGUGUGCCAUUCAUCAUCAAUCAUCGAUCAUUGAUCUGAUUUAAAUCAUCAUCAUCAUCAUUCGGUUAUUAAUAUUAUUAGUGUCAUUCACGUUCUCAGGAUAAAUCGGAUUUUUUUUUCGAAAAACAAAUUCUAUUCAAUCAAAUUAUUGACUAAUCUAACUCCAAAAAAAAUAAAUACAAUGGAUUAUCAUCACCGUUUAAAUCAAUUUCAUAAAAUGUCCAGAUCAAUAUUUGUGACCAUCACAAUGAUGAUGAUCAUCAUCAUUGUAAUGGCCAAUGGACAACAAAAUCCAACAAUAUCAUUUAUAACAAAAGAACGUGUUACAAGCAUUGGUGAUACAUUAGAUCUAUCUUGUUCGGUGCAAUAUGCAAAAAAUUAUCCUGUUAUAUGGGCAAAAAUUGAUCAAUUCAAUCCAUCGAAAAUAUUAUUUAUAUCCAAAGGUGCAUCAUUAAGUGUACCGGAUCAUCGUUAUUCUAUUCGCCAUGAUGAUGCAUCAUCAACCUAUACAUUACAGAUAUCAAAAAUCCAAGAAAUUGAUGCCGGCAUCUAUCAAUGUCAGGUGGUCAUUUCACCAUCAUCAAGAGUAACAGCUAACGUCAAUGUCUAUGUACGAAUACCGCCAGUAAUUAGUGAUAACAGUACACGUAAUAUGAUAACAUCGACAGGUGAAUCAAUUCAAUUGGAAUGUUAUGCAUUUGGUUAUCCACAGCCAAGUAUUAGUUGGCGUCGUGAAAAUAAUGAUCUUUUACCAACCGGUGGUUCAUUGUAUAAAGGAAAUAUAUUAAUUAUACAUAAUAUAACGAAAUCUGAUCGUGGAACAUAUUAUUGUAUUGCCGAUAAUAAUGUUGGAUCUGGUGCACGACGUAAUGUUGUUGUUGAGGUAGAAUUUCCACCAAUUGUACAUGUUGAACGUUUCCAUUAUGAACAGGCCGUUAGUUAUGAUAUCAAUCUUCAAUGUACUGUUGAAAGUUAUCCAUCAUCAACGAUUCGUUGGCUAAAAGAUGGCGUAGAGAUCCAGGAUUCAUCAUAUUAUCAAAUGUCAAUAUUUACUACAUCACAUGAUUUCACUGAUUCAGUGUUAAGGAUUAGAAAUAUACAGCCACAACAUUUUGGCAAUUAUAUUUGUCAUGCAACAAAUAAACUUGGAUCCAAUCAACAGGUUAUUGAAUUGAUUGAAUCAUCAACACCUGUUUGUCCACCAGCUUGUAUUGGUGAAUUUUCUGGUUAUGGUUAUGGUUCUAGUACAACUACUACGACAAUCAACUAUUAUCAAUUGACAAUAUUAUUGCUAUUUACAUCAUUAUUAAUCAAAUCGAUUAAUUUAUUGCAAUAUUAUUGAUCCAAACAAAAAGGAAACAAAAAAAAUUCAUUUCGAUCAUCAUUAUCAUCAUCAUCAUCGUUAUUGAAGUCAUUAUCAAGCCAUUGUCAUAUUACGGUUGCAUUUUUUUUCAAUUUUCAAUCAAUACGCACACACACACACACACAAAAUAUAAUUUGUAUAAAUUUUUAACUUGUUUUUAAAUAUAUCAAAAUUUGUAUAGCAAAAUAACCAGUGACCACUGCGAUUAUAAUCGACAACAAAAUUCCACUAAAACGAAAAAAACCAAUUCAUGACACACGUAAUAUUUGACAAGAAUAAUUUUUUUUUGUUCUUCAUCACACACCUCUAUUCCAACGAGUAAACAGGAGAAAAACAGUGAAAAAAAUAUUAUUUAUUUCGUGUUAAAAU
Molecule: messenger RNA, 1977 nt
Organism: Dermatophagoides farinae (American house dust mite)
Lineage: Eukaryota; Metazoa; Arthropoda; Arachnida; Sarcoptiformes; Pyroglyphidae
Gene: Lac
Product: septate junction protein lachesin
Cellular component (GO): neuron projection
Source: RefSeq, a predicted model, not a curated record